Molecule: messenger RNA, 945 nt
Organism: Pochonia chlamydosporia 170
Lineage: Eukaryota; Fungi; Ascomycota; Sordariomycetes; Hypocreales; Clavicipitaceae
Product: nitrilase/cyanide hydratase and apolipoprotein N-acyltransferase
Exons: 1
Coding region: 1-945 (314 amino acids)
Molecular function (GO): hydrolase activity, acting on carbon-nitrogen (but not peptide) bonds, in linear amides
Source: RefSeq, a predicted model, not a curated record
AUGGCUGAUCUCCGUAUUGCAUCUGUUCAAUUCGAAAACGCUCCUGGCGACAAGAUAGCCAACUUGGCCACCAUUCGCAAAUUAUCCGCCAAUGCCGCUUCGCAGGGAUGCAACGUCGUGGCUUUUCAUGAAUGCUCAAUCACGGGGUAUACCUUUGCCUCUAAAUUGACUCGCGAUGAGCUUAUCGAAGUGGCAGAGGAGGUGCCAUCCGGUCCCAGCACACAAGAACUAGUUGCCGUUGCCAAAGAUUAUGCUCUCACCGUGCUUGCGGGCUUAUUUGAAUACGAUAAGGCUCAAGAUACCAUUUACAACACCUACAUAUGCGUAAAUGGGGACGGCAUGGUUGCCAAGUUUCGCAAAAUCCAUCCAUUUAUAAGCAAACACUUGUCUCCAGGUAACGAAUUGGUCGUUUUCAACUUACUCGGCUGGAAGGCUGGUAUACUCAUCUGUUAUGACAACAAUGUCGUCGAAAACGUUCGUGGGACAGCAUUAUUGGGCGCAGAAAUCUUGUUCGCGCCACACGUUACCAUGUGCACGCCAUCAACUCGACCAGGAGCAGGUUUCGUUGAUCCAGUGUUAUGGCGAAACCGGGAUAAGGACCCGACAUCGCUACGGGCAGAGUUCGACGGUCUCAAGGGUCGGUCGUGGCUCAUGAAGUGGUUGCCUUCAAGAGCGUACGAUAAUGCCAUGUAUGUUGUGUUUAGCAAUCCAAUCGGUAUGGACGAUGACCAGCUCAAGAACGGCUGUUCUAUGAUCCUGGAUCCAUUUGGGGAUAUCAUGGACGAGUGUCGAGCUCUUGGGGAGGACAUGGCCAUCGCAGUGUGUACGCGGGACAAAUUGCAACUGGCUGGUGGCUUUCGGUAUAAAAAGGCACGUCGUCCUGAGCUAUACAGUCGUAUCAUUACGGCGGCAAAUGAGUCUCAGCUGAAAGUUGCCUGGAUGUAG